Messenger RNA from Oxyura jamaicensis (ruddy duck), 1554 nucleotides. RefSeq names its product NADH:ubiquinone oxidoreductase complex assembly factor 6 (gene NDUFAF6). The coding region runs from base 986 to 1540 and encodes 184 amino acids. Gene Ontology annotation, biological process: mitochondrial respiratory chain complex I assembly; biosynthetic process. The record is from RefSeq and is a predicted model, not a curated record. NCBI's taxonomy places the organism in Eukaryota, Metazoa, Chordata, Aves, Anseriformes, Anatidae. The transcript is spliced from 7 exons. Gene Ontology annotation, cellular component: mitochondrion.
GUUCCUGUGGGAUCGGAGCUUUUAACUUGUUGCCAGCUUGGCUUCACAUCCACUCUCUGCUGUACCUCUGAGAGCACAAAAAAAGUCCUUUCCAAAUCUUCUUUGAAUGAUUUUUAGCAGUGCUGAAACUGUGGCCUGUCCCUGAUUCUUCUUCCUUCAAACGUGAAAUAAAGCGUAAGCGAGCAUUUGUUCCUGUCAGCCGACCCUCGGGUUAAAAUUGGUUUUAAACAAGGUGCUGUAACUAAGAGAAAAGAUAGGUAAAGCCAAGAAAUAAAAUAAAGGAAAAACACCUGUUAUAGUCACUUUCAGGAAGACCAGAGCUAUUCAUAAGCAUCUCCAGCUCAUACAAAGUGUGUGCCGUAACCACAACAAAGUGUUUGUACGGUUAGGAUGAAGACUGGCAAAUGUUGUGAGUCUUUUUGCAAAGUUAGUGAAAUUAGAGUAUCAUCCUGGCAGCUGUAUCUUUAACACAAACAUUAAAAUGCAUAAAAUUGGUAGUACUGCAUGUCAAUCAUCUCUGUGCCUUUGAUUAUUUUUCAUUCUUUCUGUCUCUGUUCCAGCCUGUGGCAGACUGCCCAGGAACAAGACUGUUUUCUCCCCAAAUGCCUUCAUCUCCUUUCCAAUGAAGAACUUGCUUUUGUUCAGUUUAACUUACUUUUGUUUCUGAAGAUAUUGUCUCAUUUAAUUGUCUGAGUAGAUUAGGCACAAGUCAGUUUGGGGUAUGAUUGUAUAUAUUUUUUCCAUCACUAAUUUCAGUUUGCUUGUGUGUCUAUCAGUGGGGGCAGAAAUGUUAAGCUGAAGCUUAACUUAGGAAAAAAUAUCGUUCAGAUAUAAAUCAUCCAGAUAGUGAGAUAGAAAUUGCAGCCCUUUCCAGCAGCUCUGACUGCCAGUCAUAGUCCUUUCUCACAAAGCAGAAAAUUGAUUUUGAAGUGGAAGAAAGAAAUGGCCCAUCUCUCUGGCUGUCAAGAGGCAUAACUUGACUAAAAUGUGGUUCACGAAAAUCAUUGAUGAAAGAGAGAAGAAUUUGGAUGACAGAGCAUACAGUAACAUCCAGGAACUUGAGACGUACGCUGAGAACACGCAGAGUGCUCUCUUGUACCUCACUUUGGAAAUGCUGGGUGUGAGGGACAUCCACGCCGACCAUGCAGCCAGUCACAUCGGGAAAGCACAAGGCAUAGUUACCUGUUUAAGAGCAACUCCGUACCAUAGUGCAAGACACAAGGUCUUUCUUCCCAUGGACAUUUGUAUGUUGCAUGGCGUUUCUCAAGAGGAUUUUAUAAGAGGCAAGCAAGAGAGGAAUGUGAGAGAUGUCAUUUAUGACAUUGCCAGCCAGGCCCAUAUUCACCUAGAACAUGCUAGAUCUUUCAGGAAGAAAGUUCCUGCAAAAGCAUAUCCUGCGUUUUACUGUACGGUUGCUUUAGAUGCUUAUUUAUAUUAUAUACGGAAAGUGGACUUCAAUAUCUUUCAUCCAAGCUUACAAAAGAGGAGUACAUUAUUACCGUUGUAUUUAUAUAUUAGAUCUUGGAAAAAAACAUAUUAAAAUUUUAAAAUUAU